Molecule: messenger RNA, 687 nt
Organism: Pyrenophora tritici-repentis Pt-1C-BFP
Lineage: Eukaryota; Fungi; Ascomycota; Dothideomycetes; Pleosporales; Pleosporaceae
Source: RefSeq, a predicted model, not a curated record
AUGUCGUCCGGUAACAGAAAAGAGCGGCGUGCAAAAGAAUUAAAAUCCGACUCAAAAGGCAGUGGAACCGGCUUCCAGCCUAGCACCGAGCUCGACCAGGAGGGUGUCGAGAUGAUUUUAAAGCACCCCGACUUCUCCGGACCGAAGGGCAAGACGCUGUUCGAAUUGGCCGAAGAGAGACAGCGGGAACUAGACAAGGCCAAUGGGACGAUACGAGCCGUCAAAGUACCAUUGGCGUCUACGCCCUCCUCAUCCAACGACGAACUACCUCCCAUCGGCGCACUUGGGGACUCGAUUCUUUAUUCGACCGCCAUGGCAGCCUUGCACCUCACCCUCGACGUCAUCGUCUACAGCCAAUACCGCGAGGACAUAAUAUGGAACGAGAUUAUCUGGCGGGCCGCUACCGCGUUGCCUAUAUUCACCGUGCUGGUCUACCUUACCCACGUCGAUUUUUCAUACCGCUUUCCUAUACUUCGAGAUGUCACCUUCUUUGUAGGGUCAAUCGCCGCAGGCUGCUAUUUGGUAUACGCGGGGAACAAGCAUGGAUACUUCUAUGUCAUGAAGUCAGCUCCUCCAGUUGGCACGCUCUGGGUUUGGAGCGUUGUCGAGAUGACUCUGCCUUUUGCCGCCAUGAACGCCGCUGUUGUGCUUGGCUACAUUUGGUGGAAUGGAUUCGAUUUCUUCUGA